Molecule: messenger RNA, 4104 nt
Organism: Dufourea novaeangliae
Lineage: Eukaryota; Metazoa; Arthropoda; Insecta; Hymenoptera; Halictidae
Gene: RhoGAP100F
Product: rho GTPase-activating protein 100F
Exons: 19
Coding region: 1-4104 (1367 amino acids)
Biological process (GO): signal transduction
Molecular function (GO): protein binding
Source: RefSeq, a predicted model, not a curated record
AUGCAGUGGCGAAAACACGUGCGCAUCAAGUACGGUGGUCGAGUCGGUGUCGGUCAAGGGCAGCGGGAGCGGGAGCAGGUGCAGCUGCAGGUGCGCGUGGUGCAGCUGCAGCGGGAAGGGGGCGCACGACUCAGCUACGUCUGUCAUCAGCCUCAACUCUCGUCAACGGCUCGCCGCAGCUGCAGCGCAGCAGCCAUGCUCUGCUGCGGCCGCAGAAAAGAGGGCCGGGGAGAAGUGACAGACAUAAGCGCAAGUCCUGGGAGGCAAGCACCUGCCAACCAGUUGCGCCCCAAGGAACCACCCCCCAUGGUCAUACAAGGAGACUUCAGAAAGGUGAGCGGGAUCAGCACAGAGAUCUUCAAGCAAAUCGAGACCGUCGAGAACGAUCAUGACGCCUCGACAGCAGCGGCCCUCGAGGCUGUCGAACGAAGGGGUGAAAUGGUCGUGCGUGUCAUCGAGCCACCACAAAUGGGCAGGCAGGCAUCUGCGGCGGCGAAAAAAUUCAUUGCCAUGCAGGACCCAAAGCACCCUAUCCACUUUGUCGAGAUAAUCAAAAGGCCGGGACAAACGCUCGGGCUCUAUAUACGGGAGGGUAACGGGGUCGACAGGAACGACGGUGUCUUCAUCUCGAGGAUAGCCCUGGAGACCGCCGUCUACAACAGCGGCUGCCUGAAGGUAGGGGAUGAGAUCCUCGCGGUGAACCUGGUCGAUGUGACGCACAUGAGUCUCGAUGACGUGGUGAUCAUCAUGUCGAUACCCAGGAGGCUAGUCCUCGCGACGAGACACGGCCAGCAUCAGCCGAUCUCGCAUAGUCGUCAGACCGAGCACAAGGCACCGCCUGUGGUCGUUAUCAAAAGAGAUCUGAACGAGGAUGAGAACGAUCAUUCGACGAGCAAUCACAUCAGAGACGGUAAUCGUAGACGUGGCGACGGUCGCGAAAUGCUGCCAUCCAGGUCGCGAUUGGGUCUGACAGGUCUAGGAUCCAGUCAGGAUCUUGGAUCCAGCAACGGUGAUCUGUACUACAAUUCCAGACCGGAAGGACAUUGGUCCUACCAACCUCCGCCACCGCCAGUCAUCACGCAUCAGCCUAAACCCUCUGCGACGCAACAUUUCCAGCCGUACGAGCGUGGAUACCCGAAAACAUUGGAGAGUUUGGCUGAAAAAGUACACUCGUUUUACACGGGGCCGGUAAUGCCCUCGAACGGCGGCCGUCGGAUGUCCACGGGUGCAGGGAUGCAAUCGGUUGGAAGUAGAUUGUCUGGUCAAACACAAUCCUCCCAUUACGGGUACGGUCAGCAUACGGGAAGUGGACGAAUCAUGCCCAGAAGUGGCUCGGAUCAACAUCUGCCCCGUGUCGAUUACACGAGCAUAACCACUCCAGCUCGGCACACUCUUCUCAGAUCCAGUCUGAAGUCAGGUACAUCAGGGUUGAGAUACAACACGAGAUACGCUACACAAACGGACUCAUCGACCACGCAACGACAGGGCCAAUUUGGCACCCUGACGAGGAGACAUCGACCCUCGUUGGACUAUGCGUCUGACACCGAGGCGACCUGUUCCAGCUCGCCGAAAUCGGCGUACUAUUAUUACAGGCACAACAUGAACAAUCCAACGCAAAGCAGCGCUGUCUCCCACCUGGCGACACUCUCCAGGUCGCAGAUUGGUCAGAGUUCCUCCGGCUUGAGAUCCAACUCGUUGCCCCGCAGUGGCAGAACGUUGCCUCAACAACCCGGUCUCAGGACUGGACUUAGCACAGUAGCAUCCGGAUUGAUCGAUCAGGAGGACAGCGACGGGGCACUGUCGGCGCCUGAAUUGCCUUCCAUUCGACGUGACAGAGGGAGAAUACCAUUGUCGCCUAGUGUGUUCACAUCGGACGAAUACAAAGCAUGGUUGAGUCGAACACCCAGCACAAGCGCCUUAUAUGAACAAAUCAGGGCGACCACUACCAGGCCGCCACGUUAUACCUACAGCGCGGAGAAUAUUCACGCGGCUGCGAAUCAAGGUGAAUAUGGCAGCUACGGUGGCUAUAGACCGCUCUCGAGCACAUUGGACCGCCUCUCAACGAGGUCAGCCUCGGCGCAACAGGUGAACCUGGCCAAUUUGAGAGCAUCGACGGCGAUCAGCUCCACGUGCCACCGCGGAACGAUAAACCCAAGACCGGCCUCUGUGGCAUCAAGCGCCCGUACAUCGUUGACGAGUCAGAAACCGUCUCUGAGCAGCUCGACCGCUCAGAGGGCGACAUCGGUCAGGAGGAUCCGAAACCUGUUGGACCUAGAGUCAACGAGAAGUAUACCGACUCCCACGCCUACCAGAACUCAGGAUCAAAGACUGCUAGAUAUUAACCCUGCAGAGUUCCUCAAAUAUAAAAUAGAGAAGCCGCCCACUGUAGGGACUCCGAGCUCGACCAGUUCCCUCCUGAGUUCGCUCGGGGAGACCAGCGGCGGCAGCGGCGAUUUGGCCGGUGGUGUCAGCGGAUUGCUCUGGGUCUAUCUCCUGGCUGGACGUGGACUUCGGUCGACGACGUCCUCGUCAGCAGCCACCACACCCUCCACGCCAUCAGGUCAGCCUAACUUAGCUAGCUGUGGGUUGAGAGACCUGUACUGCGUGCUGGAGUGCGACAGGGUGCACAAAGCCAGAACAGUGGUACGUACCGGUGACCUGAUGUUCGACUGGGACGAGACCUUCGAGCUGGAUCUCGUUGGUAACCGGCAGUUGGACCUGCUUGUCUAUUCCUGGGACCCGCAGUACAGGCAUAAACUUUGCUACAAGGGAUCCGUACACCUGGCCACUCUUCUGAAGGAGUCGCCUGUCCACCAACUGGCUGUCAAAGUCGAACCACGUGGCACAAUCUACUUAAAACUACGGUAUACCGAUGCUCAACAAACCUUCAGGAGGAGAGGACUUCCGGUGAUAUCUCUGGCCACCAGAGUUGCACCUCUUUUCGGAGUUGAUCUCGACACUGUGGUGAGUCGAGAAAGCAAGACAGGUGGAGUUCCUGGAGGAGUUUCCACUGCCCUGGCGAUGGGUGUGCCAAACGUUCCCAUAAUCGUCUGGCGUUGCGUCGAGGAGGUAGAGAGAAGGGGUCUAGACAUCAUUGGUUUGUACAGACUAUGUGGGUCAGCAACGAAGAAGAGGAUAUUGAGGGAAGCCUUCGAGAGAAAUGCCCGUUCGGUGAACCUGUCGCCUGACAAUGUGCCCGACAUCAAUGUCAUAACAGGUGUACUGAAGGAUUACCUACGAGAACUUCCAGAACCACUCUUCACGAAGUGCCUCUACCAAAUGAUGGUCGAUGCGCUGGCCGUCUGUCUACCGGAUGAUCCGCAGGGCAACGCUAAACUAAUGUUCAGCAUACUCGAUUGUCUACCAGAAGUAAACAAGUGUACGCUAAUUUACCUGUUGGACCACUUGGCAAUGGUAGUGUCACAGUGCAACAAAAUGUCCCCGGCCAGCCUGGCGGUCUGUUUCGGCCCUGUUCUCAUGCUACACUCGGAGGAGACUGGACCACCGUUAGAUUUCCAACAGCCGAUCGCGGUGCUCAAAUACCUUCUGGAGAUAUGGCCGGUUAAGUCAGUUCGGAAGAUUUCUUCAGUCGCUUCAGCGCUACCUCGAGUUACGCAACCAGUCGAGCACAACAACACUCAACAACAAAUGCAUCAGCAGCAGCAACAGGUACAUCAACAGGUGCAGCACCAGCUGCAGGGAACAUUGGGACGCACAGGGCUGCCCUGGCAGCAGCAACACUCACUUCAUCAACAGCCCCCAACUACAACGCCCGGAGCCCUCGCGGCCUCCACUCGUCCGCCUCCGCCGGUCAAACCUCGACAGGUGAUAGUCUCGUCACCCGGUUCACCUAGCAGUGAGGAGUCGGAAGCCUCGCCAGAGCCAAUUAACAAGAGCCUUCUGGGUGGCCUGGGACUCGAGAAGAGCAACGACGGUGCCACGGCGGACACGACCGGUCCUGGAACAGAGCAGAUCACACCGACCAGCAGCGUUGACACGGAGGAGGGUAACACACCGCAUCUGGAAGAGGGCGAGAGAGGCGUCGAGGGUGACGCCGAGGCCAGCGACGACGAUCGACACCAGCAUGUAUCAAAAACGCAUUGA